This is a messenger RNA of Amoebophrya sp. A25, 4933 nucleotides long. The record is from the annotation of a GenBank genome assembly. NCBI's taxonomy places the organism in Eukaryota, Dinophyceae, Syndiniales, Amoebophryaceae.
GUCUCCAGAACGCUCCUCGAGGACACACAUGAAGACUCUAGUACCUCCUCUGCUUUUCCUUUACUAGGUACUACUACUAGAAUAGAACCCUCUGAGGAUCAUGAGGAACUAAAGAACCUAUGUCACGCGUUACAAGACUCUGACUCUGGAACCGUAGCGAGACUUCGCGAGUUCGUUCUCUCUUUCGUCGAUCGUGAGUUGCGCCACCUAGACGCGUGCCCUUCGACGGAUUCUCCUUCUUCAACUACGACCACUAGGAGAAAGAAUAGUAAGAAAGAGUGUACCAUUUGUACCAGUAGUUCAACUUCCAUUUUUCCCGUUACCUCUCCCGUUGCUAGUAGGGACUCCAUCUGCUGCUCGACGGUUGCAAUACGAGUGCCCUCUCUUCCUCGUAGCGGAACAAGCGGAUCAGACAUGGACUCAUUGUGCACGAGGUUAGGAGACCUCGAGAUCACAGCCGCUAGCAGCAGCCGAAGCACAUCUAAUUCUAAAAGUGCGACGAGUGCGACUUCUAGGAAUUAUACUUGUACUAGUGCUACUUCUACUCCUACUACAACUGCAUCCCUUCUACAACAGGAUGAACCAGUAGCUCAUAGAAGUAGUCCUAGCAAACCACGUAAAAAAGAUGAACAUCAAAAAGAAUGUCGAGGUCGCAGCUCAUGCUCGGGUCCUGGGGCUUCUGAGGAUAAUAUUAAGGCGACCAAGCGAGCAUCCCCAGCAUCAUCCCUGGCCUCUUUUUCAAGGGGGAAACGGGUCCAGGGAUGGCCUCAGGGAUGCACGUCGCAUGUAGAACGAUGUCGGCACGCAUCUUCUGCAUGUUCUACAUCGUCAGCAGGGACAUCCUCAGGCAUGCUCUAAUAUUAUUAAUAGGCGCGCUGCCGAGGUAGAAGAUGCGGAUCAGUGGAUGGCUCAGGUGGAAAAGAGCUGUGAUAUCGCUGAUAAAGCCAUGCAGGUCGCUGCCCAGGCACAGCAGGCAACGGCGUUCCUAGGAAAUUACAACAAGGGUGGUGGCGCUGGAACUAACAAUCUACAACUAAAAGAUUCAAAAUCUCCUUCUAGAAGUUCUAAGUCCACGGGGGAGCAACAUGGUAGUCCAUCGUCUAGUAAAAAAAAAAAUGGAGGAAACGAGAGCUGCAAAAGGAGGGCACGAGGAGGCAGCAGCAGUAGUUCAUCAACGCCUCACUCAAACUCAAAGCAGCUACAGCAGAAUUCUGGCGUGAAACAAGGUACAACUAAUACUAUUAAAUCCAGCACAGCGAGAAGAUCGACAUCCAGUACUUCUUGUGGAGUAGUUCAGGACGAUCCUAGACCUAGUUAUGAAGCGAAAAUCUGUUAUCAUUAUCUAUCAAGUUUCUGAAGAUGAAAAGUAUGAUAAUGAUAACAGAUUUUCUUUUCAUACUAGUGCUCCUUCUCCUGUCGCUCCCAUCGGCUCAGUGGUUGACAUAAAUGCAGAGGAUGAAGCGGAGCUGGAUAGGCUCAUAAGGGAACGAGAGGACUUCGAGAGGGCGCAGCCAGGCCUGCUGAGGCAGUGCGGACAGCGGUUCCGAGAAUUUGUAGAGAACUUAACUUAAGGGAGGUUGAAGCAUUUGCAUUUCGUUUCUUCUUCUACCUGUUUUUCUCCCGUAGCAUUGCUUCUAGCUAGAAAUUAAAGGUGCUCCUCCUGGUGUUAAUACCGUUUGCUUUGCCUCCCGUAUAAGGGAGAAAGGCAGAAGAAACGGGAAACACAAACACCAAAACUAACACGAGGGCCUCUUCUAAUUAACGCGCAAGUUGGCGAGUAUGAAUCGGCAACGCUGGCACGACACAAAGCAGGAAUUCGAAGGACUCUGGCAGGCGGUUUUGGACGACGGUGAUCAGCAAGAACAGCAAACUGUUGCUCGAGAUCAUACAGAAUUAUGAUGCUGGCGUUCUGUUUGAGUUUGCUACAACAAACACCCCUACAGAAUGUUCAUGUUGUACUUAAUAGUGUUAGUGAUAGUGUUACUCACUUAGUUCGUUGAUGAAGAAAAUGUAAAACAAGCGAAGUAGAAGUACUUGUUGGGUAUAUCAAAUAAGAUGAAGUCGAGGGAUCGAAGCGAUAUUUAUAUGGUGGCAACCUCAUGCUCAUCCUCUAAAAUGAUCUACGAUAAUGGUCGAUGAGCAAGCCUCAGACGGCGAGGGUGGUCGUGCUGAGAAAACAGAGGCUUCUGCUCCUCUCGCAAACGGUAGAGCCAAGAAGCAGGGCCGGAGCUCUCCAAGUACAACAGGGAAAACAAAUGCAACAUCUUCUUCGAGGGCAAGUGAACGAUUACGACAGUGCUGUCAUCAAGUAACAUUUGUUGAGGAGAGAACAAGAGGCACUUCUACUCACCACCAUCCACCUGGUUCUGCAUCUGUGAGGACAUCAGAAGAUAAAGCCAUAAAAAAUAAGCAGGUGGACGAUGAAGAACGGAUGGAUCUUCAUCAAGACAACAUGCAUAAAGCUGACUCUGGCUGCGAUUCGCCUUCGCGUGAUGAAUCUUGCUCUCUUUUUUUGGGUGCGUGGUCAGCGGAAAAACAUGAGUCAUUCGAUCGCAUCGCCAAGGUUGGGAUUGGCCUUACGUUUAUAACGUGCUUCCUACACAUGUGCGGGACCCCGAUUUGCGUCCAGGACGACCAAAUGUUCGGAUUAGUUGCCGCGGGCCUCGUUCACCCGUGUCCAUCAGUCUGCGUCGGGUGCGGCGUUUACCUCUCACUCACUGCCGCUGCUGAAAUCGAUGAUAAUGGAAAAAUUAAACCUUUUUUACGAAAAGGAAAACAAAUAGGUACGAGUAUUUUGAAGAUGAACCAUGCAUCGUCUCUAUCUAGAAGUCAAUCUGUGUCUACUAACGCCAUCGCCUUUUAGAGGUUUCUUUCUCUUUAUUGUGUGUGGUCAAUUAUGUUCAACACUGGAAAGUAUAUUAAGUAUAAGUAUGAGAUUGAUGAGACGUAUCUAUAGGCAUUAAAAGUUCUUGGAAGAUCAACUUCAACUUGGGUUAAGGUGCCGCAGUUGAUGGCACCUCUUCCUCUAACUUACGCAAAGGCCGUGCGACAGUCCCGUUUCUGUUGGAGGCGCACACUGGCUUGGCUCUUGCCGAGUCUUUCCCUAUGGAUCCUUUUUUGGACUCCAGCCCCGCAGGAUGCGAUCCAGGGAGCCCCAGUAUGUGAGGCUUGGCGGCGGGGCAAUGGCUCUUCUUCUAUCGGAGAUUCUUUGAUGGAAGCAAUCGGACAUACACAUGAUGAAGAAGAAUCUGCGCAACAAAAGGAUCAAAAUGACAUACACAUUACCCUGAAUCAAAUCGAUGUGGAAGGAAAACUUAGAAGUACAAGAAGGAAAGAAGGAGAACAUCGCAGAGGUGAAGAAGACGUACUGCUACAGAAAGGAUCAGGAGCUCACCAGCAACUGGAGAGUCGUGUGCAACAAUUAGAGCAAGAAAGAGGAGGAGAAUCAUCUUCGGGCGCGGCGCCAACAUUUGAGCCCACGUUACCUGUAGGAGUUACGCUGUGCUUAGGCUUUCAGGUUGGGCUGUCCGUUAGUUGUAAUUGGUUACGCAGAGCAGCCGAGCGUGACAGAAUGGUAACCGACGAACCAGGUAACCGACGAACCGAGAGUAGCUCAAGUAGAUCCCGGAAAAUGCCACUGCUGGAAAACCUAGGGAAAAAAGCCGCUCGCCGAAGAAACAAAGAGAUGAAACGAGGAUGAAGACGAAGACGAUUAAUAGUCGAUAGAGAAGGACGCAGUAUUGCAAUCUAUCAGAAUUAGAUGUGUGUCCCCCCGUAAGGGCUUCUCGCUUAGGCAAGAAGAAGAACUAACGUUAGUAUGUCUAUGUUGAAUCUACAUAUAUAAUUUUUCAUGCACAUGAACGAUAACGCCUGUCUUACCAUGGACAUUGGUGUAAUACCGCUGGACAAAAAGCAGGUGGCUCACACUGUCGUAUACUAGUGCUCCUGCUGUGAGAAUUGGCAAAGACCGGACCACCAUUAUUUUGUUUCUUCAUCUCGGUUUUGUAAUUUUGGACAAAAUCAAUGAUCAUGCUAGGUUCACAUCAUACUUUUCGUAUUCUUUUGUAAAUUUCCAAAUGAAAAUUUUUGAUACAUAAUUUCUCUCAGGGAAAAAAGUGAUCACUCUCGGUCUCGUACUCGUUUCUUAACAAACCAUUAAUUCAAGCAUUCAAACCCUAAAAGUUUCAUCAUGACAUCAUUACUCAGGCGCAAUACCUGAACACUUGCAACUAGUACCCAUAGCGACACGUAAGAGAUAUGGGAAUGAAUCCGCGUCUGUACGAGGACACGUCCUCGUUCUCAUGGGUGAAGAAACUACACCCUGCAUGAUGAGCAAAUCUUCGAUAUCGAGAUCUCGAUUGAUAAAUUUAAGUACCUCGAAAAGAAAAUAUCAUUUGGCGUCGUGAUCCAUGGCAUCAUCUAUGAGCGACGAGAGCGACUUACCCAUUCCCAUUGUACGUGAAGAGGUGGGCAGGAGUGGACGACCCAAUAUCGUAGUUGCAAGGAUCGAGACAGGGACUCGGUAGGAUGUAAUCGAUUCAUGGAGCUGAAGUCGGGAUCAGAUUCAGAUACUGCCGGUGACAUGGCAAUACUACUACUAAUAUUUAUAUGAUAAUGAUCAUGAUGAUGGUGAUGAUCCCCAUCGCCUCAAGCAUCUAGGGGACGAUCAUCACCAUCAUCAUGAUCGUAUAAUAGAGUAGUUUAUAGAACGGAUGUAGGAUGGACUUGGAUGGAUCGGAUGGACCCCCCUGAUUCUUCCGAUCCUACUAUUAUAUGAUCAUGAUGAUGGUGAUGAUCGUCCCCCAGAUGCUUGAGGCGAUGGGCCUCGGGAUGGUCAGGCAGUUGCGACCGUGGGCGACGCUUUUCGCUUGUACUUGCAUAUGCCGUAGUCAUUACGGCCCCAUUUCUUCAUGUUGACGUGACUCAUCUGUUC